AUGAUGCUAGCUACUGAUGCUAUCUCCGCUUCUUCCUUCGACAGAAGGCAACAACAACAUCACCAUUUUAAUAUAUUUGAUAAAAAUCCAAAUAAUACAAUGGAUUAUUUUUUAACAAAUACUGAUGAUAUCAGUGAUUGUGAUGCUCAAUCAGACAAGUCAAUUUCAAAUAAUAAUAACGCUAAAAAUCAUACACAAAAAUCAACACUUGGAGAAAAUACUGGUAGAAGUAGCAGACGUAAACAAUUAGCACCUCGUUCUCGACUUGUUCGUCAAUGUGAUGAAUGUGAUUUUUCAUCAUCGAUAAUAAAUGAAUUUAAAACUCAUAUGAAAUUUGAACAUGGACAUGAUCAAGUAUUUUUAUGUGAUAUAUGUCGAUAUUAUUCAUUAUCAUCAUUUGAUUAUCAAUUACAUUUGAAUUCUCAUCAAAAUAAUCAAAUAUCAUCAUCAUCAAAAUUAAAUAUAUUAUCACAAGAACAACAAAUUGAAUCUGAUGGUGAAAUUGAAGAUGAUGAAUCAAUAAAUAUUUUUUCUAAAGAACAAAAUUCAACUCUAUUUGAAAAUGAUGAACAAAUUUCUGAUGAUGAACAAGUAAGAAAUGUAUUAUUUAUUAAUAAUUUAUUUCUUCAUAAUAAUCUAUUGAAUAAAUAG
Molecule: messenger RNA, 651 nt
Organism: Rotaria sordida
Lineage: Eukaryota; Metazoa; Rotifera; Eurotatoria; Philodinida; Philodinidae
Source: the annotation of a GenBank genome assembly